Messenger RNA from Branchiostoma floridae (Florida lancelet), 3036 nucleotides. Its product is annotated as thrombospondin-type laminin G domain and EAR repeat-containing protein-like. The record is from RefSeq and is a predicted model, not a curated record. NCBI's taxonomy places the organism in Eukaryota, Metazoa, Chordata, Leptocardii, Amphioxiformes, Branchiostomatidae. Gene Ontology annotation, biological process: signal transduction. The coding region runs from base 27 to 1499 and encodes 490 amino acids. The transcript is spliced from 10 exons.
CUGAUUGUAUCCAACUUAAUGCAGGUAUGGUCGCUGAGCGGGAUCUAGUCAACUUGAUGACUGAUCCAAGGCUGUCAUCUGACCGGACAAUCUACGGAAAUGUCGUCUUCUUCAGGGACGUGGUGUUCCAGCAAGAGGCAUUCAUCAAUGGCACUGUGAAUGGGAUCGAUCUGAAGACAGUGACUCAGGACCAACAAACUUGUUACAAUACUGUCCAGUACCAGACAAAGGAACUGCAAGAUAAGGUGCUACAACAAUGUCAAGACAUCAGCUCGCUACAGUACAAAGCAAAAGAUGCCAUGGAAGCCAUUCACCACUUUGUGUUGGCCCAGUCAUUCCCUCUCACUGCUGCCAGAAGCUUCCACUCCUUUCACAUGGAGGGUGAGACAUGGCUGGCUGCAGCUAACCUCAGGGAUGACAGUAGCUUCUGUACCUCCUCCCCACUCUACACAUGGGAUGUGGGAACUAGUCAGUUCAUUCCAGCAGACAUUAAGAUUACAAAUGGAGCCAGAGCUUGGCACUAUUUCAACAUCACUGAGGGACACCACACUCGUCAUUUCCUGGUGAUUGCCAAUCAAGCUCUACAAAGUUGCCCUGAGAGCCUCCCAGCAGAUGUAUCCCAGCUCUUUGAAUACAAUGCGGAGAUCAAAUCCUUCACCCUCUACCAGAGCCUGCCUACACAUGGGGCCAAGGACUUCGUGUCCUUCAGGCUGGGGACCGAUACCUACCUGGCAGUGGCUAAUAGUGAGGAUGUCGAGGGUGAGGGGACGUCAACCAUCUUCAGGUUCAACCAAGAGGAUCGACAGUUUCAACCACACUGGAACAUUCCAACUGCAGAGGCAGUAUCUGUGGAUGCGUUUGAGUACAAUGGUACACAGUUCCUGGUGUAUGCCAACAGUAAGCUGUUUUGUGAGUUGCAGACACAAGUCUUUGUGUCCAAUGAUGAAGAGAGCCAGUUCCAGGCCUUACAGAUCAUUCCCUCCAGCAGUGCAUCUGAUGUGACCCAUUUUUUUCUGGGCGGCCUGCCCCAUCUGGUGGUGGCUGACAUGUAUGAAGUAGGGCUGGCUGGCAUCAACAACUACAAAAUGCACAUCAAGGUGUAUAGAUGGUCUCAAUAUAGGUUGGAGUUUGUGUGGACUCAGACUAUGCACUUUGAGGCAGCCUCAGAUGUGGCCGUCUUUCAGAGGAAGAAUGACGUCUACUUGGCUGCUGUCAGCCUCAACACUGCAGUCACCGUGUACAGGCACCAAGGUGUGAGUGGUUUCCUCCCAGUAGUGACCAUUCCAGCCCACGGUGCACGUGGUGUCCAGCCACUGUCCAUCGGCAGCCAGCUGUUUCUUGCCGUUGCUCAGGACCCACUGGACACCAGAGCUAAAGGGCAGGAUUCCACACUCUUUAAGGCAGUCAUGACUGGAGCCACGGUGGAGUCUGUUGGCAGCAUGCAGUGUGACACCAGCUGGGUGAAUGGCAUUGUGGGACAGCUACCAGAUCAGGACUGAUGAGAUUAGCUUCAGUCUCAAAGUCUCUUUAGUAGAAUAAAAUGAUAGUCUUUCCUAUGAUCUAAUAUUAUAUAUUGUAAAUUAUUGUUAUCAUAUACAUGUAUUCUAUUAUCCUGCUGCCAAACCACACAGAAAGUUACAGUAUCCAAUUGCCUUACUUUGUCCAAAGUGGUGGUCAACUCAAAUAAAUUACUUCAUCACGAAGAAAAAAAUAUUGAACUAACAUUAUAUAUUUGUAAGAAACAGCUACCUUAGCAGGGAUAACAUACCAAGUGUGAAUAAAUCAUUGCAGAUAUAAAUUAUCAUUAUAAAUGUAUAUCUGUUGUAUGUCAUAUGAGAAUGAAAUAAAAGAAAACAUGAGAGCUCACAACGUCUCCCUCUCUGUUAUGUUAUACUAAGGUAGUCUGAGAUAAAUGGAAUUUUGGGUGAUUACUCUGUGUUCGUCCUGCCAGGAGGGUUUCCCAUAGUAUUGUUCUAUGAUAAACUUUUCUACAAAAUGUUAAUGAUACAACUAUUGUUAAGUGGAAUCCCGAUCGACCAAGGACGCCACCAGGUCACGUAGCCAGAUGCGACCUGACAAUUUUUUUGCCCCUAGGAAAGCCUUAUAAUGCUCCACUUUCACUCUCUAAAACUCUGCUGCAUGGAAGAGGAAAGCCCAACUUCAACUCCAUUGCCUCUGCACGGUCACUACACUCCAGAACAGAAUUCCCCCUACAAAUCUGCAAUUGUUUUCUGGAAAAAAUCCUUUAUCAUUGAUACUUCAGUGACAAGUUGAUAGUGUUUGACCUCAUGCCUUUCUGCGGAACUGCAGUAUAUUUCAAUGAGAUUUUCACAACUGCUGAAGGAGUUAUGAAUUCAUAUUUCCUGUCUCUUGGUACCUUAAUCAGAUUUGAAUAAAAAAUCAAUGAACAAUUAUUGCAACCAAAUAUAUUUGAAAGUUUCUUACAAAGAUCAAAUCCUAUACCGUGAACCUGGUCCCAUAUACAUGUUCAUGUCGCAUAGCUUGAUUACCAGACUUGUUAGCUUUAGUCUCUUCAUACAACAUUGCUUCAGGGUGGAAAAGUGGAAAAACCAGUUCCCGCAUGGGUACAGUACAUAUGAAAGCCCAUACAUGUAGCUAUAAAUUACAAUACCAUGUGAAGCCUACAUUCAAUCUGAGGGAGCUAACAAUGCUGGCAACAACUACAGGCUUAUGUUUCAUAAAGUGUGUUUUCAGUUCAUAUGUUAUUCCAACAACACAUACAUGGAUUGUUACACAGUAUUAGUUUCAACCAGCCAGUAGUUACAUUUUGUAUAUAUAUCCUCUUACCAUUAUCAAUAUGUAAGCAGUAAAGUGCUGUAAGAUAAUUCAAGCAGUAACCAUUACCUUACAUUACUGUAUAACUGUAUCUAUUCAUAAGUACACAUACAGGGAAACAGCUUGAGCCUUUAGUGUGCGAAAUUUAACCAUUUAAAGCUAUAUCAUUGUCAAUUUGCCACUGUUACAAUCUGAUCUUGUGGUCCAAACUUGUCAUCAAAAGACUAGAAAACAACCAGC